Lethenteron reissneri (Far Eastern brook lamprey) is the source of this 1246-nucleotide messenger RNA. RefSeq names its product histidine-rich glycoprotein-like. Lineage: Eukaryota; Metazoa; Chordata; Hyperoartia; Petromyzontiformes; Petromyzontidae. The record is from RefSeq and is a predicted model, not a curated record.
AUGCGGGGUGGAGCCCCGCCCCCUUCACCUCCUCCCCUCACCCCCUCCCUGCUGCCGCGUCACGACAGAAGUCACCUCGUUCACUCUCAUCUCACUCGCACCCCUCACCACUCACCUCGUCACGUCGUCACCACCCCUCACCCCUCACCACUCACAUCGUCACCACCCCUCACCACUAAUCACCUCAAGCUACCACUCACCACUCACAUCGUCACCUCGUCACCACCCCUCACCACUCACAUCGUCACCACCCCUCACCACUCACAUCGUCACCACCCCUCACCACUAAUCACCUCAAGCUACCACUCACCACUCACAUCGUCACGUCGUCACCACCCCUCACCACUACUCACCUCGUCACUACAAGCUACUCACCUCGUCACCACCCCUCACCACUACUCACCUCAAGCUACCCCUCACCACUCACCUCGUCACCACCACUACUCACCUCGUCACCACCACUACUCACCUCGUCACCACAAGCUACUCACCUCGUCACCACAAGCUACUCACCUCGUCACUACAAGCUACCCCUCACUACUAUUCACCUCAAGCUACCCCUCACCACUACUCACCUCGUCACCACAAGCUACUCGCCUCAUCAGCUCAAGCUACUCACCUCGUCACCACAAGCUACUCACCUCGUCACCACCCCUCACCCCAUCACCACAAGCUACUCCACACUACUACUCACCUCGUCACCACAACUACUCACCACUCACCUCAUCACCACCCCUCACCACCACUACUCACCACUACUCACCUCGUCACCACAAGCUACUCCACACGACAUCGAAUUGCUACUCACCUCCUUACUACGAAAUAUUCUUCACCGGUUACAACAAGAUAACACGCGCUGACAACCUCCACUACCCCGCCAGUCACCAUCACGGCGAGUGCCCAUUGACAGGUCACGACGGCGCCCUGCCUCCUCGUUACACACACCACCUCGUUACACACACACCUCGUUACCUCCUCGUUACAUACACACACAUCGUUACCUCCUCGUUACACACACACACCUCGUUACCUCCUCGUUACAUACACACACCUCGUUACACACACCUCGUUACACACACACCUCGUUACACACGCCACCUCGUGACACACACACCUCGUGACACACACACACACACCUCGUGACACACACACACACACCUCGUCACUUUACGCCUCCACUGCCCGCGACUGCAGCGACGUUGCGCGCGACUCGCCACUCUCAAGUUGGUCGCUGCGCGCAAUCGGC